GCCUCCCCCUUCCUCCCAGCCUCCGCCGCCCCCAUGCAGGAGAAACGCAAGUCCAUCCUGCGGGAGCCCACCUUCCGCUGGACCUCCCUGAAGCAUUCCCGGGCAGAGCCGCAGUACUUCUCCUCAGCCAAGUACGCCAAAGAGGGGCUCAUCCGCAAACCCAUCUUCGAUAACUUCAGGCCCCCGCCGCUCACCCCGGAGGACGUGGGCUUCGCCUCUGGCUUCUCAGCGCCGGGAGCAGCGGCGCCAGCACGGCUCUUCUCCCUGCACUCCGGCUCCAGGUUCGACGUGCACAAGCGCAGCCCCCUGCUGCGGGCGCCCAGGUUCACCCCCAGCGAGGCCCACUCCCGCAUCUUUGAGUCCGUCACCCUGCCCUCCGCCGUGGGACGAAGCGCCGCGGGCACCUCGGCAGCCGGGGUCUCCUCCCGCAAGAGGAAGAGGAGGGUGUUCAGUCCCAUCCGCUCGGAACCCAGGUCUCCCUCGCACUCUAUGAGGACGAGGAGCGGGAGGCUCAGCAGCUCAGACCUGACAGCCCUCACCCCACAGUCCUCCGUCUCCUCCUCGCUCACUAGCAUCUCCGUCAGUUCUCUUGCCACUAGUGCCUUAAAUUCCACUUUCACCUUCCCUUCCCAUUCCCUGGCGCAGCCUGGGGAGUCGGCAGAGAGGAGCCAGAGGCCGAGGAAGCAGAGCAGCGCUCCGGCAGAGCCCUUCUCCUCCGGCAGCCCCGCUCCCCUCUUCCCCUGGUUCACGUCCAGCCCCCAGACCGAGAGAGGCAGAAACAAGGAGCGGGCGGCGGAGGAUCUCUCCAAAGACAAAGACGCUGACAAGAGCCUGGAGAAGGACAAGAGCAGAGAGAAGGACCGAGAGAGAGAAAAGGAGAACAAGCGGGAGUCGAGGAAAGAGAAGAGGAGGAAAGGCUCGGAAAUCCAGAGCGGCUCCACUUUGUUCCCUGUAGGUAAAAUGCCCAAAGAAAAAGUUGUCAGCGAAGACGUUGCGGCAUCGUCGUCUGCCAAAAAACCCACCGGGCGGAAGAAGUCCACGGGCACGGAUCCAGGGGCAGAGGUUUCUGCUGCUGCGCUGGCCGACCCGGCAGCCGUCAAAGCCAAACCCUCCAAGAAGGGCCGCGGGGGGCUGGACAAGUCAGAGAUGGAGCUCAGUCCCACUGCACCCUCACUGGAGAAGGACAAAGCCUUGCGCCUCUCUGCCCCCUCCUCCAGCACAGUGAAACAUUCCGCCUCCUCCAUCAGCUCCAUGCUGGCGCAGGCCGACAAACUGCCCAUGACCGACAAGAGGGUGGCCAGUCUCCUCAAGAAGGCCAAAGCCCAGCUCUACAAGAUCGAGAAGAGCAAGUCCCUCAAACAAGCAGACCAGCCGAAAGCCCAGGGCCAGGAGAGCGACUCGUCGGAGGCGUCGGUGCGAGGCCCGCGCAUCAAGCAUGUCUGCCGGCGAGCGGCGGUGGCGCUGGGCCGCAAGCGAGCCGUCUUCCCCGACGACAUGCCCACGCUGAGUGCCUUACCCUGGGAGGAGCGGGAGAAGAUUCUGUCUUCCAUGGGCAACGACGAUAAGUCUUCGAUCGCGGGCUCGGAAGAGGCGGAACCGCUGGCCCCCCCCAUCAAGCCGAUAAAGCCAGUGACCAGGAACAAGGCGCAGCAGGAGCCGCCGGUGAAGAAGGGGCGGCGCUCGCGGCGCUGCGGGCAGUGCUCGGGCUGCCAGGUCCCCGAGGACUGCGGCGUCUGCACCAACUGCCUGGACAAGCCCAAGUUCGGCGGGCGCAACAUCAAGAAGCAGUGCUGCAAAAUGAGGAAGUGUCAGAAUCUGCAGUGGAUGCCUUCCAAAGCCUAUCUCCAGAAGCAAGCUAAAGCUGCCAAAAAGAAAGAGAAGAAGUCAAAGACAAACGAGAAGAAGGAAAGCCACUCUGGGAAGAACCAGCUGGACUCGGGGCAGAAACAAGUCCCCCCGCCCACCGUGCCGAGGGAGGAGGGUGCCGUGAAGCGCAGCAGCGAGCCCCCGCGCCGGCCCCCCGAGGAGAAGCAGGAGGACGGGACGCCCCCCGGCCCUGUGCCGGAGCCCAAACCGCUCCCGGCUCCCACCACCAGGAAGACAGGGAAGUCCCAGCCACCGCCACCACCACCACCACCACCACAGCCGCCCAGCUCCACACCCCUCAAAAAAGAAGCACCCAAACCACCCGCCUCGGAGCCGAAGAAGAAGCCCACUCCCCAGCCAGAACCAGGCCCGGAACAAAGCAAACCCAAAAAAAUCGCUCCCCGUCCAACCUUCCCCGUGAAACAGAAACCAAAAGAAAAGGAGAAGCCCCCUCCCGUGAGCAAGCCCGAGAGCAGCACCCUCAACCUGCUCAGCACCCUCAGCAACGGCAGCGGCUCCAAGCAGAAGCCUCCUCCGGACGGAGUGCACAGGAUCCGGGUGGAUUUCAAGGAGGACUGUGAAGUGGAGAAUGUCUGGGAGAUGGGGGGGUUGGGCAUCGUCACCUCCGUCCCCAUCACUCCCAGGGUGGUCUGUUUUCUCUGUGCCAGCAGCGGACACGUGGAGUUCGUGUAUUGCCAGGUCUGCUGCGAGCCCUUCCACAAGUUCUGCCUGGAGGAGAGCGAGCGGCCGCUGGAGGACCAGCUGGAGAACUGGUGCUGCCGCCGCUGCAAGUUCUGCCACGUCUGUGGGAGGCAGCACCAGGCCACCAAGCUGCUGGAGUGUAACAAGUGCCGAAACAGCUAUCACCCCGAGUGCCUGGGCCCCAACUACCCCACCAAACCCACCAAGAAGAAGAAAGUUUGGAUCUGCACCAAGUGUGUCCGCUGCAAGAGCUGCGGCUCCACCACGCCGGGCAAGGGCUGGGACGCCCAGUGGUCACACGACUUCUCCCUCUGCCAUGACUGUGCCAAACUCUUCGCUAAAGGCAAUUUUUGCCCUCUCUGCGACAAAUGCUACGACGAUGACGACUACGAGAGCAAGAUGAUGCAGUGCGGGAAGUGCGACCGCUGGGUCCACUCCAAGUGUGAGAACCUCUCUGAUGAGAUGUAUGAGAUCCUCUCUAACCUGCCCGAGAGCGUGGCCUACACCUGCAUUAACUGCACGGAGCAGCACCCCGCCGAGUGGCGCCUGGCGCUGGAGAAGGAGCUGCAGGUCUCCCUGCGGCAGGUCCUGACGGCCCUGCUCAACUCCAGAACCACCAGCCACCUGCUGCGCUACAGACAGGCAGCAAAGCCACCGGAUUUAAACCCCGAGCCGGAGGAGAGCAUCCCCUCCCGAAGCUCCCCCGAGGGCCCCGACCCCCCUGUCCUGACGGAGGUCAGCAAACAGGAGGAGCAGCAGCCUCUGGAUCUGGAAGGGGUGAAGAGGAGGAUGGACCAAGGAGGUUACACUUCCGUGCUGGAUUUCAGUGACGACAUCGUGAAGAUCAUCCAGGCGGCCAUCAACUCUGAUGGAGGGCAGCCCGAGGUGAAGAAGGCCAACAGCAUGGUCAAGUCCUUCUUUAUCCGGCAAAUGGAGCGUGUUUUUCCAUGGUUCAGUGUAAAAAAGUCCAGAUUUUGGGAGCCCAAUAAAGUAACAAGCAACAGCGGGAUGUUGCCGAACGCGGUGCUGCCCCCGUCGCUUGACCAUAAUUAUGCUCAGUGGCAGGAGCGAGAAGAGAACAGCCGCGCCGAGCAGCCCCCUCUGAUGAAGAAAAUCAUUCCAGCUCCCAAAGCCAAGGGGCCGGGAGAGCCGGACUCACCCACGCCGCUGCAUCCUCCCACACCCCCUCUUUCCAGCUCGGAGAGGAGCAGAGAGGACAGUCCCGAGCUGAACCCCCCUCCGGACGUGGAGGACAACCGGCAGUGCGCGCUCUGCCUCAAGUACGGCGACGACAGCGCCAACGAUGCUGGGCGUCUCCUCUACAUCGGCCAGAACGAGUGGACGCACGUGAACUGUGCUCUGUGGUCAGCGGAGGUGUUUGAGGAUGAUGACGGUUCUCUGAAGAACGUGCACAUGGCUGUGAUCCGGGGGAAGCAGCUGAGGUGUGAGUUCUGCCAGAAGUCGGGCGCCACGGUGGGCUGCUGCCUCACCUCCUGCACCAGCAACUACCACUUCAUGUGCUCGCGCGCCAAGAACUGCGUCUUCCUGGACGACAAGAAGGUUUACUGCCAGCGGCACCGGGACCUCAUCAAAGGAGAGGUGGUGCCGGAGAAUGGGUUUGAGGUUCUCAGGAGAGUUUUUGUGGACUUUGAAGGGAUCAGUUUGAGAAGGAAGUUCCUGAGUGGCCUGGAGCCGGAAAACAUCCACAUGAUGAUUGGCUCGAUGACCAUAGAUUGCUUAGGGAUCCUCAACGACCUCUCGGACUGCGAGGACAAGCUGUUCCCCAUCGGCUAUCAGUGCUCGCGGGUCUACUGGAGCACCACCGACGCCAGGAAGCGCUGUGUCUACACCUGCAAGAUCAUGGAGUGCCGGCCCCCGCUGCUGGAACCGGACAUCAACAGCACGGUGGAGCACGACGACAACAGGACCAUCGCCCACAGCCCUGGCCCCCCCACAGACCCUCUCCCCAAGGACAGCCGGAACGCCGCUGAGAUCCCAACCCCCCUGUCCCCCGAGCGGCCCCUGCACCCUCAGAGCUCCGGUCCCUGCCACCACCCCACGCUGGCCAAGGGGGCCAGGGCCAGGGCGCCCAGCUACCCCUCCGCACAGAGGUCUCCUGGCUCUAGGCCCUUGCCCUCCGCAGGAAGCCCCACCCCGGUCACUCACGAGAUCGUGACCGUGGGGGACCCACUGCUGUCCUCAGGGCUGAAGAGCAUUGGUUCCCGGCGGCACAGCACCUCCUCGCUCUCCCAGCAGCACCCCAAGCUCCGCAUGGUCUCCCCCGCGCGCCCUGGCAACACCUACUCCAGGCACAGUGUCUCCUCGCUUCCUGGCGCUGCCGCCUCCUCGGAGCACGAGCCCAGGGCCGCCGAGCGCUUCGGGGGGCUGGGCAGCACGGGGGCUCCCUGCGCCCCCAUUCAGAGCGGCUCCACCAGCUCAGGCCCCCCAAAACCCACAGCUGUGAGUGGGGGUAAAUCCUACCAGCCGGACCCCUCACAGCCUGCGGAAGGCAAACAUUCCAGCGGCUUGGAUUUGGUCACCAAAGGUGUGGCUGCGAAGGGAGAGAAGGGGAAGAUGCCCACCUCAAAGGACCCGGACUUUUCAGCUCAUGGCUUGGCUCCUGGAGGAAACUCCAAAACGUCCACUCAGCCAAGCGGUUCCUUGGGCGCGGAAAUGAAUGUGAAAAUAGGAACCUUCCAGGAGUGCUCAGGCUCCUUCUCUCCCAAAGAAGCGAUGUCCUUCCCGCCUCUGCUGCAGAGGGGCCUGAGGAAGGAGCGGGAGCAGCACCUGGAGCCUGCGCAGCCAGAGAGAGCCACGGGGGGUGAGGAGACGGAUGGGAAGGGCCCCAAAUCUGCCGGAGCCAACAACCGAUCCCCUGCGGCCAGCGAGCAGGCAGCCUCUGCCCCCCGGGACAGACGGCACAAGGGCAAAAAGCUCCCGAAAGAGAGUUUUAAAGAGAAGCAUCCCCUGAAACCUGCCACAGAAUCCAGUCAGGCGGCCGGUGGUGACGAAGGAAGCCUGAAGCCAGAGUUCGGCAAUCAGGGCCUGGCAACCGAACCAAUUAGCCAGAGGUUGUGUAACAAUAUUCCUGCUGAAAAGGCAGGUGAAAAGUCCCCACUGUCACAGGGAGCCUCAAAAGGUUCUGCAGCACCCCAGGAAGCGGCCUCCAAGGAGCCGCAGGCACCUCGGAAACGCACCGUUAAGGUCACUCUGACUCCUCUCAAGAUGGAAAGUGAGAGCUCAUCCAAAAGCGCCCAGCAGGAGAGUGAUGCUGAGCCCCCGGCUGCGGGAGGGGAACUGGCCGCUCUGGCGGAGCCCUCGUCAGCUUCGGAGAGCCCGGAGGAAAACCCCGGCCUUCAGGGGAGCCCAAACGAGGCGCCGGCAGCAGAGCCUCCCAAUAACGCCUUUGAGAGCUUGCCCGUUCAGGAUAACAACCUCCUGCUGCAGGAGGGAGCCAAGGCGCAGGAGGAGGGCUCCUUCAAGCGGAGGUACCCCCGGAGAAGCGCCCGGGCCAGGUCCAACAUGUUCUUCGGGCUGACCCCGCUGUACGGCGUGCGGUCCUACGGCGAGGAGGACAUCCCCUUCUACAGCAACUCCACCGGGAAGAAGCGGGGGAAGCGCUCUGCGGAGGGACAAGUGGAUGGCGCCGACGACCUGAGCACCUCUGACGAGGAUGACUUGUACUACUACAACUUCACCAGGACGGUGGUGUCCUCCAGCGCGGAGGAGAGGCUGGCCUCCCACAGCCUGUUCAGGGAGGAGGAGCAGUGCGACCUCCCCAAGAUCUCCCAGCUGGAUGGAGUGGACGAUGGCACAGAGAGCGACACCAGCGUCACGGCCUCAACGAGGAAGGUCAGCCAGGUCACGAAGCGGAGCGGCAAGGAGAAUGGGACAGAGAAUUUGAAGCUGGACAGGAGCGAAGAAGCCGGAGAGAAGGUACAAGUCCCCAAGAGCUCUGCCGUCCACAAAGGGGACCCAAAGCUGGACAACUGCCACCCCGUGAGCAGGGUGAAGGCACAGGGGCAGGACGCGCUGGAGGCGCAGCUGAGCUCACUGGAGACGGGCCGGCGGGCGCACGCCAGCACCCCCUCGGACAAGAACCUGCUGGACACCUUCAACACGGAGCUGCUGAAAUCCGACUCAGACAACAACAACAGUGAUGACUGCGGCAACAUCCUCCCCUCUGACAUCAUGGACUUCGUGCUGAAGAACACGCCGUCCAUGCAGGCGCUGGGGGAGAGCCCCGAGUCCUCCUCCUCUGAGCUCCUCACCCUGGGAGAGGGCCUGGGCCUGGACAGCAACCGCGGGAAGGACAUGGGCUUGUUCGAGGUGUUCUCCCAGCAGCUGCCCACGGCCGAGCCAGUGGACAGCAGCGUCUCCUCCUCCAUAUCGGCCGAGGAGCAGUUUGAGCUGCCGCUGGAGCUUCCCUCCGACCUCUCUGUCCUCACCACCCGCAGCCCCACGGUGCCCAGCCAGAACCACACGCGGCUGGCUGUCAUCCCCGAGUCCUCACUCUCCUCCUCGGGGGAGAGGGCCAUGCUGGCCCUGCCCUCUGCCGAGUCCGGGGAGAAGAGGGUGACUGUCACGGAGAAGACGGCCUCGGGGGAAGGCGAGGCAGCUCUGCUGAGCCCGGGGGUGGCCCCCAGCCCUGAAGGCCACAUGACGCCCGACCACUUCAUCCAGGGUCACAUUGAUGCGGAGCACAUCGCCAGCCCGCCCUGCGGCCCCGUGGAGCCAGGCCACAGCGCCAGCCAGGACCUGACGAGGAACAGUGGGACCCCGGGCAUCCCAGUGUCGCCCACCGUGCCCCUCCAGAGCCAGAAGUAUGUGCCAAACUCCAGUGAGAGCCCCGGCCCCUCGCAGAUCUCCAACGCUGCGGUGCAGACCACCCCGCCCCACCUCAAGCCAGCUGCAGAGAAGCUUCUGGUGGUCAACCAAAACAUGCAGCCGCUCUAUGUCCUCCAGACACUCCCCAACGGCGUCACCCAGAAGAUCCAGCUGACACCCUCUGUCAGCUCUGCGCAGGGCGUGAUGGAGACGGGCGCCCCUGUGCUGGGGCCAAUGGGCAGUGGGCUCACGCUGGCCACGGGGCUGAACCCCAGCCUACCCUCCUCCCAGUCCUUGUUCCCUCCCACAAGCAAGGGGCUGCUGCCCAUGUCCCACCACCAGCACAUCCAUCCCUUCUCCACCGCUGGCCAGACGGGCUUCCCUCCCAACAUCAGCAGCCCCUCGCCGGGCCUUCUCAUUGGGGUGCAGCCGCCCCCCGACCCCCAGCUCCUGGUGUCCGAAGCCGGUCAGAGGACGGACCUGGGGUCCACCGCCCCCACCCCAGCUGCUGCCCUGGGCAAGAAACGCCCCAUCUCUCGCCUGCAGUCGCGGAAGAACAAGAAGCUGGCUCCCUCGGGAACCCCCUCGGCCAUCACUCCUCCCGAUAUGGUCUCUAACAUGACCCUAAUUAACUUUGCUCCCUCCCAGAUUUCCAACCACCCUCUGGAUUUGGGCACCAUCGCCAAUUCGACGUCCCACCGAACCGUCCCCAACAUCAUCAAACGGUCCAAGUCGGGGGUGAUGUACUUUGAGCAGACAUCUCUGCUGCCGCAGGGUGGGACCGGUACCGCGGUGGGCUCGUCCCCCAGCGUCAUCGGGCCGGAGGCCAGUCACCUCCCCGCAGGGCCCGUCUCGGGGCUGGCCUCCAGCUCCUCCGUGCUGAACGUGGUCUCCAUGCAGGCCACGGCAGCCCCUACCAGCGGCGGCUCCGUUCCCAGCCACGUCCUGGGCCAGAGCUCGGUGACGUUGACCAGCCCUGGGCUGCUGGGGGACCUGGGCUCCAUAAGCAACCUGCUGAUCAAAGCCAGCCAGCAGAGCCUGGGGCUGCAGGACCAGCACAUGGCUCUGCCGCCCAGUUCCGGCAUGUUCUCCCAGCUGGGGGCCUCCCAGCCGCCCUCCACGGCCGCGAUGACAGCCGCCUCCAGCAUCUGCGUCCUGCCCUCGGCGCAGACCAUGGGCAUGACGGUGGCUCCCUCAGCUGCCGACCCGGAGGGCUCAUACCAGCUCCAGCACAUGACACAGCUCCUGGCCAGCAAACCCGGGGCAGCUUCCUCCCCGCUGGACCUCGGCACGGCCUCAGCCACCCCCCAGUUGUCCAGCUUCCCCCAGCUGGUGGACGUUCCCGGCAACACCGGGCUGGAGCAGAGCAAGGCCCCCCCCUCGGCCAUUCACGCCAGCUCGGCCUCUCCCGGGGGGUCCCCGUCCUCAGGCCAGCAGUCGGCCACCGGCUCCCUGCUGGGGCCCGCCAAAGCCAAGCCUAAAAUCAAGCGGAUCCAGCCUUCACUGGACAAAGGGAACGGCAAGAAGCACAAAACCUCCCACGCCUGGAGCGGCUCCUCGGAAGCACCCGCUCCCGAGCGAGGGACCCCCGCUGCACCCCAGCCCCCCGCUGCAGGGACUUCCGUGGUGAAGGCGGACACGCAGGACGCAGCGAGUGCGGAGCAGCUGUCUCAGAAGCCGUGCGGGCCGGCUGUGGGGCCAACAGCUGCUCUCCCAGAGCCCCAGCCAGCCCCCAACCCAGCCAGCGAGCAAGACAGCACAGGCCCCAAAGCCCUGGAGGAGGAGGAGAGCACCUUCAGCUCCCCGCUCAUGUUCUGGCUGCAGCAGGAGCAGAAGAGGAAGGAGUGUCUUGGCGAGAAGAAACCCAAGAAAGGUUUGGUUUUUGAGAUCUCCAGCGAUGAUGGGUUCCAGAUCUGCGCAGAAAGCAUCGAAGACGCCUGGAAGUCGCUGACGGACAAGGUUCAGGAGGCCCGUUCCAACGCCCGCCUGAAGCAGCUCUCCUUUGCAGGGGUGAACGGCCUGAGGAUGCUGGGGAUCAUCCAUGACACGGUUGUGUUCCUGAUCGAGCAGCUCUACGGGGCCAAGCACUGCCACAACUACAAGUUCCGAUUCCACAAGCCCGAGGAGGCCAACGAGCCCCCUCUGAACCCGCACGGCUCGGCCAGGGCCGAAGUCCACCUGAGGAAAUCUGCCUUCGACAUGUUCAAUUUCUUGGCUUCCAAACACCGGCAGCCACCGGAAUACAACCCAAACGACGAGGAAGAGGAGGAAGUGCAGCUGAAGUCAGCCCGGAGGGCGACCAGUAUGGACCUGCCCAUGCCCAUGCGGUUCCGACACCUGAAGAAGACCUCCAAGGAGGCAGUCGGUGUCUACAGGUCUCCCAUCCAUGGCCGGGGUCUGUUCUGCAAAAGGAACAUCGAUGCAGGUGAGAUGGUGAUCGAAUAUUCAGGCAAUGUCAUUCGCUCCAUCCUCACUGACAAACGAGAGAAAUACUACGACAGUAAGGGGAUCGGCUGCUACAUGUUCCGCAUUGACGACUCGGAGGUGGUGGACGCCACCAUGCACGGCAACGCCGCCCGCUUCAUCAACCACUCCUGCGAGCCCAACUGCUACUCCCGCGUCAUCAACAUCGACGGCCAGAAGCACAUCGUCAUCUUCGCCAUGCGCAAGAUCUACCGCGGCGAGGAGCUCACCUACGACUACAAGUUCCCCAUCGAGGACGCCAGCAACAAACUGCCCUGCAACUGCGGCGCCAAGAAGUGCAGGAAGUUCUUAAACUAGACCUUCCCUCGGCUGCGGGGGAGCCCUGGGGGGUCUGGGGGGGGACCAGAGCUCUGAGAGACCCCCCCGGCCGCGGGGACAGAGCCAGGCUGGGCUCGGGGACUGCGUUUGUGUCGGAGCCCACGCGUUCGUGUCCCGCAUGCGCACACCCACCCCGGGAGAGAUGCGGGAGAAGCCCCUUGACGUGGUGAUGGUUUUGCUGUUACUCCCCCCCAGCCCCGGUGUUUGUGUCUCGGCCUCAGCCUGGGGAGCGGUGGCCUGUCCUGUCCCUCUGUCCCUUGGCUCCGUGCUGAGCCUGCGGUUCCUUUCCUCCUCCUCCUCGGUGCGGGGCUGCGUCAGGAGUCGGUGGUGCAGGGUUUGAGCUGCCCCCCGAGGGGGAGCGAUGGUACCCCGAUACCCCGGGACCGUGUGUGUCUCUGGUCCCUCGUGCUCCGCGUCCACGCACUGUUUGUGAGCAGCCGGUGCGUUCCCUGGGUCUGGCUGGGCUGGGGUCACCCCGGAACUGGGAAGAGCGGGGACAGAGCAGCCCCCGAGGGGCUGGGGGGAAACUGGCCAGUGUGGGGCUCCCAGAGCCAACCCCUCUGCUGGGGAGUCCCGGGUUCUUCUGCAGAGACAGGGCUGGUGCCAGCGGUGGGGGCACUGGGUGUCACUGGGAGCAGAGCUGGGUCCUGUGGGAUGGGCUCUGCAGGGUCCCAGGGAGGGUGACAGUGGUGGUAGCCCAGGGACCCCUUUGAGGUGGCCCGAAGCCCCCGGUGCCCGGUUAAGGCAGCGUCACCCCCUCCCCCCGGGCCUGCCCCCCAGCGAGAGCCAAGGACGGUGAGAAGCCCCGAGGGUGAUGGGUGACGACAUUGGAUUUUACUCUGUUCUGUUUACAGUUUAGUAUUUAAGGUUUUAUAAAUGUAAAUAUAUUUUGUAUAUUUUUCUAUGAGAAGCACUUCAUAGGGGAGAGCACUUAUGACGAGGCUUUUUAAACAGUGGUAUUAUCCUAAUUUAAGAGAAUCUCUUUUUAAUGAUUUUUUUAUUUUCAUAGGACGGUUCUAGGAACUGCCCGGCCGGUCGCGGCCGGGUCCUUUCUCCAGAGAGGGGGGUACACUUUAUUUUUGAUUUUUUACUCUUGUUCUGCCUUUUUGACUUCAGUAACUGUUUCCGGGAGGUUUGGCUGGACCUGAAUCGUGAUUUCCCCAUCAGGUGGGGGGGCAGGAGGGGAAUGGCCCAGCCCAGGAGGGGGUGGCUCUGAGUGUCCCCGUCCCCAUCCCCGCACCGGCACCUGCAGAGGGAAAGGGAGAUGAAGUGAGACCCCAGUCCCUGCGGGGGGGCUGCUCCGGGCGCCCCGUGUCCCGCAGAGGGGGUUGCUGUGGGGAAGGGAAGGCAGGAACCGGCCUGGCGCUUCCAGGAGUCCCGGCAGUGGGUCGGGGGCUGCUCUGGGAGGGUGUCGCCGUUGGUGGGGAAGGGGGGGGAUGACCCCUGGGAGCUCUGCCCCCAACCCCAGAGCGAGACGGGGCGCGGGCACUGCCUGUUCCCCUUCGUUAUUGCACUGUGUGGUGGUUCUUUGGCGAUAAGCGCCGGGGAGGGUCCUGUUGCCGCUGCAUUCGUUACUGAGGAGAUUUGAUGCACUGACAGUUGGGAACGCACAUACCUGGGGGGGCCGGGGGGCCUGGGCCUGGGGGUCUCGGCCCCGUGUCCCGGCACGGCCCGUUUCCUCCCCAUUUCUGACGGCAGCGCCGGGGUCAUCCCCUGCCCCGGCCAAACGCACCCCGGGGGUUCUUCGGGGCAGAGGGUCGGGGGCUGGGGAGCCCCCCGAGCGCUGUCCCUGCGGUCCCCUUGCUGCUGUGGCCAGUGGGACGGUCUGUACCGGGCCCCAGGGGGGCCGUGGGGCAGGGACCGGCCGUGGUGGUGUGGGGCAGGCACUGCCCCGCUGCCCGGCCGGCGGGAGCACAGCGUCCCCCGAUUGAAUGUAUAUUUUAAGGACUGACAGAUCAGGGGAUCUGGAAAUACUGAAAAAACCCAAAAGGAACCUUGGGGCGUUUAUUUUUCUCUGUACAAAGCGCCGUGUUCUGCGUUAAGGAAAAGCGGGUCGUUGCCAAGGGCUGGGGGUCUCCUCUCUCCCUUCC
Calidris pugnax (ruff) is the source of this 12287-nucleotide messenger RNA. RefSeq names its product lysine (K)-specific methyltransferase 2A (gene KMT2A). The coding region runs from base 34 to 10176 and encodes 3380 amino acids. The transcript is spliced from 34 exons. Lineage: Eukaryota; Metazoa; Chordata; Aves; Charadriiformes; Scolopacidae. Gene Ontology annotation, cellular component: histone methyltransferase complex; nucleus. Gene Ontology annotation, molecular function: protein binding; zinc ion binding; DNA binding. Gene Ontology annotation, biological process: positive regulation of DNA-templated transcription. The record is from RefSeq and is a predicted model, not a curated record.